AUGACUUGGUGCGGCUGUGAGCCUGGGGCCUCCCCCUUCUUCGCGGAGAGGCUGCAUGAUUGCGUGUACAGUGGGAAGGACGCCUUGGGGUGGGCAUUCGGGAUGAUGUCGCUGUGCUGCUGGCUCUGCGCGACGGUUCCACAGUUGUUGGAGAAUUGGAGGAACAGAAGUGUGGAAGCUGUAUCUGCCGGAUUGGUGAUGUUUUGGGUCGGCGGUGAUGUGUGUAACCUGACUGGCUGCAUACUCGGCCGGCAGCUCGUGACACAGCAAAUACUUGGCAUGCCUUUUGGAGCAACGAGGCUGUUUCGAGCAGUGAGGCGGGCUUCUUAG
This is a messenger RNA of Ostreobium quekettii, 330 nucleotides long. NCBI's taxonomy places the organism in Eukaryota, Viridiplantae, Chlorophyta, Ulvophyceae, Bryopsidales, Ostreobiaceae. The record is from the annotation of a GenBank genome assembly.